Messenger RNA from Mauremys reevesii (Reeves's turtle), 750 nucleotides. RefSeq names its product zinc finger protein 3-like. The annotation marks the transcript as partial. Gene Ontology annotation, molecular function: DNA-binding transcription factor activity, RNA polymerase II-specific; RNA polymerase II cis-regulatory region sequence-specific DNA binding. Gene Ontology annotation, biological process: regulation of transcription by RNA polymerase II. NCBI's taxonomy places the organism in Eukaryota, Metazoa, Chordata, Testudines, Geoemydidae. The record is from RefSeq and is a predicted model, not a curated record. The transcript has a single exon.
AUCCUCAGCAGAAAGAGAAAAAAUACAUGCACUGAGUUUGGGGAAAACGUAUGUGAUUACUCCAUCCUUAUAAAGCAUCACAGAAUCCACACAGGGAAGAGGCCCUAUGAAUGCACUGAGUUUGGAAAAUGCUUCCCUAGCAGCUCAGCCCUUUCUCAACAUCAGAGAAUCCACACAGGGGAGAGGCCCUAUGAAUGCAGUGAAUGUGGGGGAAAAUUCACACGCAGCUCAGUCCUUAUUAGACACCAGAGAAUCCACACAGGGAAGAGGCCCUAUGAAUGCAGUGAGUGUGGAAAAUGCUUCACUUGCAGCUCAGGCCUUUAUCAACAUCGGAGAAUCCACACAGGGGAGAGGCCCUAUGAAUGCAGUGAGUGUGGAAAAUGCUUCACUGACAGCUCAGCCCUUUCUCAACAUCAGAGAAUCCACACAGGGGAGAGGCCCUAUGAAUGCAGUGAAUGUGGUAAAUGCUUCACUAGGAGCUCAGGCCUUUCUCAACAUCAGAGAAUCCACACAGGGGAGAGGCCCUAUGAAUGCAGUGAGUGUGGAAAAUGCUUCACUUGCAGCUCAGGCCUUUAUCAACAUCGGAGAAUCCACACAGGGGAGAGGCCCUAUGAAUGCAGUGAAUGUGGGGGAAAAUUCAGUCGCAGCUCACACCUUAUUACACAUCAGAGAAUCCACACAGGGGAGAGGCCCUAUGAAUGCAGUGAGUGUGGGAAAACCUUUAUUACCAGCUCAGACCUUAUUAGGCAU